AUGUCUAUUCCCACAAAUGAUCCACUUUUGCAAGUGGAAACAACAUGUGGAACCCUUCUAUAUGAACUUCAGAUUAUAUGGAAUGAAGUUGGCGAAACUGAUGUUGAAAGAGAUAAGAUGUUGCUAGAGCUUGAACGCGAAUGCCUUGAAGUAUACAGAAGGAAAGUAGAUUUGGCAAACAAGUGUAGAGCUCAACUAAGACAGGCAAUUGCUGAUUCUGAAGCAGAGUUAGCAGCCAUUUGUUCUGCUAUGGGAGAGCGACCGGUCCAUAUUAGGCAGUCUGAUCAGAACCCCGGGAGCCUAAAGGCAGAACUCCGAACCAUUCUUCCAGAACUAGAAGAGAUGAAGAAGCGGAAAUCUGACAGAAGAAAUCAGUUUCUAGAAGUCUUGGAACAAAUACAAAAGUUACAAAAGGAGAUUUAUACAACUUCUUCAAACACAGUGUUGGAUGAAACUGAUCUGUCUUUAAGAAAGCUUGAAGAACUUCAUACAAAGCUGCAAACACUUCAGAAAGAGAAGAGUGACCGUCUGAAGCAAGUUUUAGACCAUCUGAGUACCUUGAAUUCACUUUGCUUGGUGCUAGGAAUGGAUUUUAAGCAGACAAUUCAUGAAGUCCAUCCUAGCUUAUCUGAGACAGAAGGAGCAAAGAGCAUAAACAAUGAUACAAUUUUAAGGCUUGCAAAUGCCAUACAAAGAUUACGAGAAGUUAAAAUACAAAGAAUGCAAAGAAUCCAAGAUCUUGCAACAUCUCUGAUAGAGCUCUGGAAUUUGAUGGACACUCCAGUUGAAGAACAACAGAUGUUUCAAAGUGUUACUUGUAAUAUAGCUGCUUCGGAGCAGGAGAUCACAGAGGCCAAUCUGCUUUCUGAGGAUUUCAUUAAUUAUGUUGAGGAAGAGGUAUCUCGGCUGGAAAACUUGAAGGCUAGCAGAAUGAAAGAACUUGUUUUCAAGAAGAGAUCAGAGUUAGAAGAGAUUUGCCGGAAGACACACUUGAUUCCAGAAUCUGAUAGAUCACUAGAAAUUGCCCUUGAAGCUAUUGAAUCCGGAGCUAUUGACCCUGCUAGUCUCCUUGAACAAAUCGAGAUUCUAGUUGGAAAAGUUAAAGAGGAAGCAUUUAGUCGGAAAGAAAUACUUGAAAAGGUUGAGAAAUGGAUGGCUGCUUGUGAAGAGGAAUGCUGGCUUGAGGAGUAUAAUCGGGAUGAUAAUCGAUAUAAUGCUGGAAGAGGUGCUCAUCUUACACUGAAGCGCGCAGAGAAAGCCCGGGCAUUGGUUAAUAAACUUCCAGGAAUUGUAGAAGCUUUAGUAAUGAAAACAGUAGGAUGGGAGAAUGAGAGAGGCGUUGAAUUUACUUAUGAUGGGGUUCGGCUUCUUUCCAUGCUUGAGGAGUAUAAGAUCUUAAGGCAAGAGAAAGAGGAAGAAAGAAAAAGACAAAGGGACCAGAAGAAACUUCAGGGACAGUUGAUAGCGGAACAGGAGGCACUUUUUGGAUCUAAACCGAGCCCAAUGAAGCAACAAAGUGCGAAAAAAGGGGCUAGACUCUCAUGUGGUGGUUCGGGUGCAACAACCAACCGAAGGCUAUCAUUGGGUGGUGCAGCGCAUGCAACUCCUAAACCAGAUCUUCAUUCCAUCCGAGCUACUCCUAAUACUACCCGUCCUGCCAAAAAGCUCGACCGUCAGUUAAGUAACAGAGAUGACGGAUUUGGCACUCUUUGUAAUGGGAGGAGAGGUUUGGUCAGUGAAUUAGAGCAGCCAUCACAACCAAUGUUCCGCAAGCCAUUCUCACCGAUUUCCACCAAAGAAUUGUCAAAGGCAAACACGACAGAAGUGGGCCGAAAACACGAGAUGCCACAGAAAACCUUUCAAAAUAACACCACACCGUUUACUACACCUUCCAAAACCGCAACAUUUGUUUCAGAGGAUGAAAACAGAACUCCGAAAACAAACAUGAUUCCAAUAUUACCCUCCACACCGUUCACAGCGAUGCAAACGGCAAUGACUCCUGCUCCUCCCCUUUCGAUUCCGUACAGUGAUCAGAUUAAGGAGGUGAUGAAGCCUGAAGAGAUUGUUGAGUACUCUUUUGAAGAAAGAAGAGCUGGUUUUGUGCUUCCUAGAUCAAUCAAUGGCUGAAAUCUGAUGUUUUUAGAUCUCUGAUAAAGAGUGAAGUUUGUUUUUCUUUUGUUUUUACUGGUUCUGAUACUGUUGAAGUCAAUUGCAAUUGGCUGGCAAUGUAACCUUCAUCAGUGAGCAUAUAUAGCUUUAUCUGCUCCUAA
Cynara cardunculus var. scolymus (artichoke) is the source of this 2270-nucleotide messenger RNA. RefSeq names its product 65-kDa microtubule-associated protein 3-like. Gene Ontology annotation, cellular component: cytoplasm; spindle. Bases 1 to 2127 code for a protein of 708 amino acids. Gene Ontology annotation, biological process: microtubule cytoskeleton organization. The record is from RefSeq and is a predicted model, not a curated record. The transcript has 12 exons. Lineage: Eukaryota; Viridiplantae; Streptophyta; Magnoliopsida; Asterales; Asteraceae. Gene Ontology annotation, molecular function: microtubule binding.